Penicillium verhagenii is the source of this 1668-nucleotide messenger RNA. RefSeq lists its product as uncharacterized. NCBI's taxonomy places the organism in Eukaryota, Fungi, Ascomycota, Eurotiomycetes, Eurotiales, Aspergillaceae. The transcript is spliced from 3 exons. Gene Ontology annotation, molecular function: transmembrane transporter activity. Gene Ontology annotation, biological process: transmembrane transport. The coding region runs from base 1 to 1668 and encodes 555 amino acids. The record is from RefSeq and is a predicted model, not a curated record.
AUGGGUCCGGCGAUGGUAUCGCGAAGAAGCUUCGACGUCGAGUCCAAAACAACCUUCGAUCCGUAUUCGAGCGCGAAAAGUUUCGACCAUGGGUCCUAUCCUUAUUACCCAGCACAAGAGAGUACACUUCAUCUAUUCGAGCCCGAGCUGUCGUCUGAUGAACAACAAUGGCGAUUCGAGGUCCGGGAUUGGUUGGUUUUUAUCUGCAUUAUCAUUUUGGCCAUGAUGGAUGCAUUCGACUCCACAGCUAUGAUCGCUAUUUUACCAGACAUAGCAAAUGCCUUCGACACACCACUUAUUAGCACCCUCUGGGUAAACACAAUCUACCUCGUCGCGAGCGCAACAAGCCAACUAUUUUUCACAAUGAUGUGCGACGUCUUCAGCCUCGGACCCGUCUGGAUCGCCGCAGUGGUAGGCACCACAAUCGGCACCGGGAUAUGCAGCGGCUCAAUGACUCUCAUUGAGAUAGUGGUCGGCCGACUAUUACAAGGCGUAGGCGGAGGCGGCGCCCUAAGUCUAUGCUUUGUAAUUAUGGAGGAAUCCGUGCCGCAAUCAGUCCAGUCGCGAUAUUCUUGCUACAUCCUACUUACGCGUCUUAUUGGAUUCGUCCUGGGCCCCAUUAUGGGCGGGAUAUUCGCCGAUAAUACGAAUUGGACUUGGGCGUUUUACUUCAACUUCAUUUUUUGCGCCCUCGGUCUGCUGGCGAUUCCGUUCGCUGUUGAUCUGCGCGUGUCUAAGAAUAUUCCGCUGCGGAAGCUGCGCGUUCUGGACUGGGCUGGGGCUGCCAUGGCUUCGUUUGGUAUGGCUGCUAUCCUGGUUGGGAUUAGCUGGGGUGGGGUCUCGUAUGGCUGGGAUCAGUGGCAGGCUUUGGUUCCGUUGGGGAUUGGGGCUGCUGUGAUCCUGGUGCUGGUUUUUUAUGAGUCCAAGUGUGCAUUGCAUCCGCAAUUUGGGGCGCGAGUGUUCAGAGAUCUGUCGACUACUAUGACAUACAUUGGGUGCUUCUGUCAUGGCUUCGUGAUCUUCUGUCAACUACAGUUCUUCACAUUUUAUUUUCUGUGCACACGCUACUUUUCUGUGACACUGUCUGGUGUCACCCUGUUUGCUAUCACCGGUUUCGCCGUCACACCCGCAGCAGUAGUGGGCAUCUUACUGGCAAACGAGUCAAAAUGUUCCAAGUGGAUUAUUUCAGGAGGAUGGAUCCUGACAACAUUAGCAGCCGGCUGCUCAAUUCUUCUCAACAGCAUUACACCCACAGUCGGAUGGGUGGUUCUCUUUUUAACAGCUGGACUAGGCCAUGGUCUUUUGCUCUCGAGCUACAAUAUUCGUGUUCAGAAUAUGCCAAAGAUUGAGGAAUCGGCUCUUUCAACUAAGCCUGUUACCAUGUCCCUCUUUAUGCAGGCGUGGGGUAUGGCGGUUGCUGUUCCCAUAGGUGGUGUCUUAUUUUUGACAUUCUUUGGCAAUGAACUGCAGAGCAUUGGACUAGAGUGGGACUUAGUCAACACGGCAAGAGGAUAUAUAGUGUUGAUGGAUCAGACUCUCAUGUCUGAUGGUGAGAGAGAGAUCAUUAAAGAUGCCUCCGCGUCGGCAUUACAGGUCGUCUGGGAGGUCAUCGCAGGAGUCGCUGCCUUGGGUUGCAUCUCGUCAAUAUUUUUGUGGAAAAGGCAAUAG